Phaeodactylum tricornutum CCAP 1055/1 is the source of this 1302-nucleotide messenger RNA. RefSeq lists its product with no specific name. NCBI's taxonomy places the organism in Eukaryota, Bacillariophyta, Bacillariophyceae, Surirellales, Neidiaceae. Gene Ontology annotation, biological process: regulation of DNA-templated transcription. Bases 1 to 1302 code for a protein of 433 amino acids. The record is from RefSeq and is a predicted model, not a curated record. Gene Ontology annotation, molecular function: sequence-specific DNA binding; DNA-binding transcription factor activity. The transcript is spliced from 4 exons.
AUGGAGGACUCGUUAGGCUACUCUCAGUCACCGUUUCGGGAGGCGAGCUUUCCUGUCAAGUUGCACCAUAUGCUCACAUCCGUAGAAGAGGAAUGCAAUCAGGGGAUUGUUUCAUGGCAGCCUCACGGCAGGGCCUUUCUUGUUUUCGAUAUAGAAGCUUUCGUCAAUGAUGUCCUUCCCAAGUGGUUCCGACAGACCAAGUUCCAGUCGUUCCAGCGACAAUUGAACAUUUACAACUUUAAGCGAAUCUCCGUAGGCCGUGACAAGGGAAGCUACUACCACGAGUUUUUCCUCCGUGGCCAGCCCCACUUGGCCGCCAACAUUCCGCGCAUCAAAUUAAAAGGUACGAGUAGUCGAAAGCCUCUGAUACCUCCAGCGGAGCCCGAUUUUUACUCCAUGCCCUACCUUGGACCCAUACGUGGGCCAGCCGAUCCAAAUGAUUUAUCCAGCGUUGCGUUCUCGGCGUCUAUGAUUGCACCUCCGGCUUAUCAUCUUUCUUCGUUCGGAACUUCCGAGCUUGAACUCCUUGUAACUUUAAGAAGCAUACUGUCCUCCACCCCACCUCCCGCUCCUUCCUCCGCCUACUGGGCCUCACUCCAAACAAAUCAAGGAUCAGGACUCUCCAACACAUGGCAACAAGGUGUACAACACCAAAACGAAGCCUCAGCUCUCCUGCAGCAGCUCCUUUCCUCAAGUCUCUCGUCGCAAGUUCCGCCGGCUAGUUUUGCGCAAAAUCAAUCAUCGCCACAAGACUUUCUCCCAGCCGCUGCAUUCGCACAGCAAUCGCUGACGCCCGAAUAUCUAAAUGUUGCAUUGACGAAUACCUUAAAUCGCCAGGUAGUCGCCCCAACCAGCCAGGAAAUUGCAUCGUUCCUACAACGGCAGCGCAACCUUCCAAGAUCCGAGCCCGUUCCUUCCGAAACACUAGCGGCUUUGGUUGGACAGUCUUCCUAUCAGGCAUCUUUACGGCAACCACAAGCGUUCUUCAGUACUGGGCAACAAUUUCGGUUGGGAGACCGUAAUGCCGAAGGCCAUUUUACCACCGAUUCGGCGGCCACUGCGCAGCUGGGCAGCAACGACAACAGCAGCAGCGGUAACGUGAAUAGGGGAUCAAGCGACUUGCCUGACCUGGCUCGUCUCUUGGUGGCCACAACGACACCUCCACCUUCCAUGGAUGCGGUGGCCCAAGUCUUGUUGUCGGGCCUUGCAUCAGCACCGGCAACAGAAGUGCUCUCGAAUCGCAAGAAAGCUCCGGAAGCCGCGCCAACGGUUCAGCCCCAGCAACCGAGCAGAAGUAGCUAA